CGGGUUCAGGCGAGGUGAGGAGACAAACCAAGUUGAACCUAUGAGUAGCGGCAGUGUUCGCUGAGCAGAAACAAGCGCGAAGCGAACUGGGAGAGACGCGCCCUAUCAUCCAAUCUAUUGAGCAUAUACCGUCUUUCUAAUAACACUUUGGAGGAGAUUCACAUGAAGAAGAGGAACUUAAUCGGGCUAUUUCACUGAGAGAUGGUGGCAUUGCAACGUGAAUCACAGUCACUCGGAGCCAGCAGUCAUUAUCAAAACAACCAGAGAGUGUAUUUCUUAAGUGAGCUAUUAAACGAAACUCAAGCACACAAUCUAUGAGUUUGGCAAUUACCCGAUCACACCAGGGCUAUCCAAGCAUGAAAUACCAUACUAGACCCACCAGUAGCGUCCUCCAGGAUUUGUCUAGUGGUCCCUCCCAUCUGUUGGGACUGGAAGGCCUGGACCCGAGGCCUCUGAGCGAGGCAAUGUCCUUCACUGACGAGGCGGUCUCCAUCCUGACCUCCAGCAGCCAGCUAGCCCGUUCCCUCCUGGGCUGCACCUCUGCCCUGAAGCGGAAAGAAAGCCUAGCCGCCACCGCUAACCAUACCAACGCUAAUGCUAUCUCUAACAAUGACGGUGAGGAUGACUUUGACGAUAGCAACAGUGCUCUGCGCCGCAAACGCGAGUUCACUCCCGAUGAGAAGAAGGACGACGGCUACUGGGAUAAGAGGAAGAAGAACAACGAGGCGGCGAAACGGUCGCGUGAGAAACGACGUGCCAAUGACAUGGUCCUGGAGACGAGGGUUCUGGGGUUGUUGGAGGAGAACGCCCGACUAAGGGCCGAACUCCUGGCCUUCAAGUUCCGCUUUGGCCUAGUCAAGGACAACUCCGACAUAGCCAUAAUGCCGCUGUCCGUGCCUCCACCCAAACAUCUUGAACCGAGGUACUACCUACCCCACGAUGAUGGUUCCUACCCCCAUAACACCCCCGCCACCACCUCCCACCACCAUCCCCACCACUCAUCCUCAUACGAGGUGAGGGGAACUGGGCUGCCAGCAGGGCGUGACGUGGGCAGUAGUAUAUCCGAGGACUCUGGUUUCUCUCCUGGAAGCUCCAACGUGGGCAGCCCUGUGUUCUUUGACGACGGACUAGGGGACCACAGCCGAACAUCCCCCAGAACGGUAGAGGAACAGGGGCGUUAUGAGCCUCGCGCCUCCCUGGAGGCAGAAGGACAGUACCACGGCAGGCAGGACUCUAGCCUACCACACAAACUCCGCUUCAAAACCCCCGGUGGAGGUAGCGAAGGUGUGGAGAUACCAGCAAGGUCCCCUAAUAGUAAACGCCCUUUCCCCGUAGCUACAGUCGGACCAAACACCCAGAGGAGCCAGGCUGGAUGGUACAGUCAUAGGGGAGAGGGCCAGGCUGCAUGGCCCAGUGAGGAGGCCCGUGCUGGGCAUGAUCAGCAGCACCACUACUCCCCCUCUGGAGGGUCUGCACACAGCCCCACCACUACCACAGACUCCCAGUAUGUGGCGGAGAAUGGCACCCUCAAAUCCCAGCUCAGCUCUCUAUCGCAGGAGGUGGCCCAGCUCAAGAAGCUGUUCUCUCAGCAGCUGCUCUCCAAACUGGUCUGAGGUCAGGUUGAACACACUCACAACCUCACCUUAACACACAUUUUUACAUUUACAUACAGAGAAGAGCAACAGAGAGAUAAAGGGGUAUAGACUCAAAGAAAGUUACUUCACUUCAACCUGAACAAUGACUUUCACAGUGUCUAAGCUGAACUUGACUUUCACAGUGUCUAAGCUGAACUUGACUUUCACAGUGUCUAAGCUGAACUUGACUUUCACAGUGUCUAAACUGAACUUGACUUUCACAGUGUCUAAGCUGAACAUUGACCUUCACAGUGUCUAAGCUGAACAUUGACUUUCACAGUGUCUAAGCUGAACUUGACCUUCACAGUGUCUCAGCUGACCUCACAGGUCACAGCACUGCCCAUUUGUAUUUGAACUAGGCAAGUCAGUUAAAAACUCAUUCUUAUUUACAAUGACGGCCUAGGAACGGUGGGUUAACUGCCUUAUUCAGGGGCAGAACAACAGAUUUUUUUUUUACCUUGUCAGCUCGGGGAUUCGAUCUCGCACCCUUUCGGUAACUGGCCCAACGCUCAAACCACUAAGCUACCUGCCGCUCCAUUGAUCUCCAGCAAACAGCUACAUCAAGUGUGAAGAAGCUGAGCGAACCACAUGACAACCUGAAAACUACUUCAAUAACACAUUCUCCAGAUACGACGAUACAGUGGCCUUCACCACAAUAAAAGCACACCAGCACAGGAAGUACCAGUUACAAUAGCAAUCAGCAGUCAAAAGCAAUACUUCAGGAUACUCUGUUUGAUUCACAGUACUAUAAAACAGCAUUUAUGGGUAACUUAUAUGAUACACAUUUUUUGUAUUUAUAUUUUGAGUCAUUUAGAAGACACUCUUAUCCAGGGCGACUUACAGUAUGCGAGUGCAUACAUUUUCAUACUUGUUCGUAUGAUAUCUGAAAUACAUUUUUUGUUGUUGUACACUGAUCUGGCCUGUGUCUUUGAUACAGUUUCACAUUCUUUCUUUAGAGACUUUAAUUGAACAGGUCUUAACACACUGGAGUACACUGGUAAACCUGAGUACAUGCAGCGGUGCACACACUGGAGUACACUGGUAAACCUGAGUACAUGCAGCGGUGCACACACUGGAGUACACUGGUAAACCUGAGUACAUGCAGCGGUGCACACACUGGAGUACACUGGUAAACCUGAGUACAUGCAGCGGUGCACACACUGGAGUACACUGGUAAACCUGAGUACAUGCAGCGGUUCACACACUGGAGUACACUGGUAAACCUGAGUACAUGCAGCGGUUCACACACUGGAGUACACUGGUAAACCUGAGUACAUGCAGCGGUGCACACACUGGAGUACACUGGUAAACCUGAGUACAUG
Oncorhynchus keta (chum salmon) is the source of this 2956-nucleotide messenger RNA. RefSeq names its product nuclear factor interleukin-3-regulated protein-like. Gene Ontology annotation, molecular function: DNA binding; DNA-binding transcription factor activity. The transcript is spliced from 2 exons. Gene Ontology annotation, cellular component: nucleus. The record is from RefSeq and is a predicted model, not a curated record. Bases 315 to 1613 code for a protein of 432 amino acids. Lineage: Eukaryota; Metazoa; Chordata; Actinopteri; Salmoniformes; Salmonidae. Gene Ontology annotation, biological process: circadian rhythm; regulation of DNA-templated transcription.